CUCUUCUCCAUCUCUUCUCCAUCCCCUGCCAUUGCCAGUCUCCCACCAUGGCCAAGUCCAAGUCCGCCAAGCGCAAGCGCAACGCCCAGGCCGACCUGCCUCAGAAACACCCCAAGGCUGCCUCUGCCACCAUCCUGACCCCGCCGCCCGAUGCCGCCCUCGAGCCGAAAAACCUCGCCACCAUCAUCCCCGACGACGAGCUCGACAUCGCCAUCGAGACCCUCAACACCCUCGCCCAGUACCCCAGCCUGAUCAAGUCGAAGGCAUGCAAGGAUCUCCGUGUUGCGGUACAUGAGUUCCGCCAGGCCUGCACCACAGGCGUCAACAAUGCCGAGGGAGCCAACCUCACCGCACGCAUCACCGGAGCCCUGGCCGAUAAACAAUACCUGGACGCGAAGAUCCUGCUGGCCGAAAUGCGCCUCCGGGGGGAACAGCCCAAGAUCGGGGCCCUAUGCCGGUGGGUGCGCGACCUGGACGUGGUCAGCGGGCUCUCCACGCAGCCCGAAGCCCAAGCCGUCCCCCCGGCGCGCACCCCCGAAGCCCUCGAACUGCUGGGGGUGCUCGACGCCGUCCUGCGCGUCAGCACCCCCAUCGACAGCAGCCCCGGCGCUCUCCCGGCCCCGUUCCCCUCCCCCAUCGCCUUCCAAUCCAUCUGGGACCUCCGCCCCCCGACCCCGUCUCUCCCCGUCUACGCCUCCGUCCUGGACAAAUCCAUCCUCAGCCACGCGCCCUCCUCCCCCUCCGCCCUCCGCAUCAUCGAAACCACCCCCGGCCCCUCCGCAAACCCCCAACCACCACCCCGCCAUCCUCUACACCACCCUCCCCAACGCCAUCCCCCUCUCCCCGGCCCCCAACCAAGCACCCACCACCCGCACCCCGCCGUCCCCGGCCUCGCCCUCGCAACCAACAUCCUCACCCCCGCCGAAUGCCAGUCCAUCAUCGCGGCCGGCGAAUCCGUCACCUUCACCCCCGACAUCCCCCUCCGCCCCGACACCUCCGACAUGAGCAUCCUCGCCCACAACUUCUACUGGAUCAUCGACACCGCCUUCCACGACAUCCUCUGGUCGCGCAUCCGCCCCUACGUGCCCCAAUCCAUCAACGGCCGUCUGGCCCGCGGCAUCAACCGCCGCUUCCGCGUCUACCGCUACGUCCCCGGCGCCGAAUACCGAUGCCACAUCGACGGCGCCUGGCCCCCCUCGGGAAUCCUCCCCGACGAUACCUACGUCUAUGAUGCGUCGCCCGAGGAGAACAGGCAGUCCUCGAUGUACACGUUCUUGUUGUAUCUGAACGAUGAGUUCGAGGGCGGCGAGACCACCUUCUUUAUGCCUGCCGCUCGGGAGGGCGUCUUGAAUGCGUAUCCCGUCCGGCCGGUCAUGGGCUCCGUCGCCAUCUUUCCGCAUGGAGAGGCCAAUGGUGCGCUUCUGCAUGAGGGGACCGGCGUGAGGAAGGGCGCCAAGUAUAUUGUGAGGUCGGAUGUCGAGUAUGAUGUUAAGCCUGGGAGGGGGGGGGAGUAGAGGAUGCCGAAUGAGGAGGGAGCUUGCCGGACUAUAAGGGGGUGUAUAUUUUGGUACAUAUGAUGUUUUGGAUGGGUGGUUUUGGAGUUUGGGUAUUAAGUUUGAUUUUGGUGAACAUAUCAAAGUUCUAUCUAUUCUAUCUAUAUCUUGUUCUGUUUGGUGGGUCUUUGGGUUGUUACCCGGGUUCUAUACAUUCAGCAUUCAAUAUACUAGACUGGCACUUAUAUCAAGAACAUGAAAUUAAAAGUUCAGCAUGAUAGCUAGUUGGGGGGGUUCUCUGGUGUUUGUGUCGGAUGUGGAUGUGUUGGUCCAUCAGGUCAUUGUCGAACAUCGCAUCCUUCGAAGUUAGGGCUU
Molecule: messenger RNA, 1868 nt
Organism: Aspergillus heteromorphus CBS 117.55
Lineage: Eukaryota; Fungi; Ascomycota; Eurotiomycetes; Eurotiales; Aspergillaceae
Product: prolyl hydroxylase family protein
Exons: 2
Coding region: 48-1514 (488 amino acids)
Biological process (GO): peptidyl-proline hydroxylation to 4-hydroxy-L-proline
Cellular component (GO): endoplasmic reticulum
Molecular function (GO): procollagen-proline 4-dioxygenase activity; iron ion binding; L-ascorbic acid binding
Source: RefSeq, a predicted model, not a curated record